CGGAAUGAUAAAGAAUGUGUCUUUUUCUUUCAGCACCAGAGUCUUUUAAAAAUCAGAAUUUCCGGAUUAUGUCAAAAGGAGGCUUGCUUAUUUGAUAGCUAGCUACACCCUACAGCUUAGCUACCCAGAAUCUUACUUGAAUUUUGGGGUUCAUCGUAAUAAUCCUCCAAAUAAUAAUUUUUCUAUUUUGUGUUUCUUGAAUUCCUUUUUUCUGGUAAAAGCUUCACAUUCUCUACUUUCAUUCACAUUUACAUUGGAUAACAAGCCAAAAACAAGAUCAAUAUCUUUCUGCAAGAUUGCGGAUCCGAGUCAUUUAAUUUAAUACUCUCUCUGGUCAGAAAAGAAAGAACCCUGUUUUGUUUUUGAUGCAUUUAAGGAUUAUUUUAUUUUACUGUGAUGUGUGUCAGCACAGGUGGAAUCUGUCACUUCCAACCAAUAAUUUGAUUUCUUUUUCUUGAUAUAUGAAAAUCUGGGGUGGGUAUUGGAUGGAAGAGAGGCGGCGGCAAGAACAGUAACAGAGAUGAGUAAUUAUUGAUGAUGAAGGAAAGGUGUUUGAUGGGGAUCCUGUUCUGCCGUCCAUUGAUGUGCCUCUGCAAAUCAUCUCCUCCUCAAUCCCAGCUGAAGUUGGAUAACACCCCCAGUCUCCCUUCUUCAACUGCUGUUUCUGCUGCUGGAGAAUUUACAGCAAAGGUUAGUGAGGAGGUGAAGAAUCUGCAAGGGGUUAAUCUCCAAUCUGCCAUUAAUGGAGGCAGUAGAAGCUGCAUUAGGAAAGAUCGUAUUCCAAAGCAGGUGGAGAUGAAAAGGAAGAAAAAGAAGAGUGUACGGUGGGUAGAUUAUAGCAUGGGGCAAGAACUUGCUGAGAUCAAGGAGUUUGAAAGCAGCGAAACAGGUGACAGUGAUAACGAAGACGAAGAUCGACAAUGUUUUUGCUUCAUUCUUUGAUGUUAUUAACCGGCUUCUUCUGGCUACAAACUUAGUUGGACAUAUUUCUGAACAGUAGUGUAGCUCAUCAAGAACCAGCAAUGUUUGUGAUAUAUAGAAGAGCUGUGAUAUCCUUCCAUGUAGGAGGCGGGUUUUAUGUGAAAAAUCAUUCAAAGCCAUUUUUUGAAGCUAAAAGCUCAACUGGGGAAGUGAUUUUUCUAGAUUAGCUGUUUGCUGAAGUGGAGAUUUGACAUCUUUCUUUGUGCACUUAUUGUUAGAUUUUUUUGAGUUUGAAAAAUCCUUAGGCUACCUUUCAUGUAAGUGGAUGGUUGUUAUCCUGUACAGAUCAAGAGCUCAAAAGAAUGGUUCAUUGUGCAGUAAUAAAAAUGUAAAACUUUUAGUGUUCUGAUGUUGUAGCAAUGAAAUCAUUACAUUACCA
Molecule: messenger RNA, 1360 nt
Organism: Cuscuta europaea
Lineage: Eukaryota; Viridiplantae; Streptophyta; Magnoliopsida; Solanales; Convolvulaceae
Source: the annotation of a GenBank genome assembly